Molecule: messenger RNA, 834 nt
Organism: Pocillopora meandrina
Lineage: Eukaryota; Metazoa; Cnidaria; Anthozoa; Scleractinia; Pocilloporidae
Source: the annotation of a GenBank genome assembly
AUGCGGCGUUGUGGUGUUGAUUAUGGCUGUGUACGCCUGUACAGCCCGAUCAUUUUUUUUUCUCACAUUACCACUUCAGGUCAAUCGCAGGCGGUGUCACCUUCAAAUGUCUUCAUAAGUGCCCCAACGCGCUAUGCAAAGUAUUUGCGUAGAGUGAUCAUGGGAUGGAUCGGUGAGAAAUCAAUUAAGCCUGAGCAUAUGGUUCCAUCUUCUUUUCUUCGCCCCGAACUUAGUCACGAGAGCCAGUCAGACUCCGAUUCGGACUUGGACACUCCUAGAGUACUAUCAUCAAAAGGAGACAUAGAUGAGAGAGACAACACCGCAGAGAACAAUAAGAAGGGACUUUGUAUUCAAGGAAAAGCGGAAAGGGCAGGCAGAACUGAGAGCACUCAAAGCAGCAGUGAAGCAGAGGAUAAAAUCCUGGACAACAAACAGUUACAAAAGAUCAGUGAUAACUAGGAAAAAAAAGUCAGCAAAAGUGAAAACAGAAAUGACAAGGCCAGUCAAGAGAAAUACCGUAAUAUUCCUGUUAAGAGAGUGGGUGGAGAGAAAGAUGGAAAAAACAAGGGCGAUCGUGACAGAGCAACUGACGACUAAGGAGUCACUUGUGAUGAGAAGAGAAACUGUGAUGACAGCCCAAAGCAUAGGCCAGGUAGUGGAGAGCAGCAUAGAGGUGAACGAGGAACCGGGAAGUCUCAUCAAUGUCCUGAAUGUGAAUAUUCUUGUGUUAAACUAUCAAACAUGAAGAGACACAUCAACCGAAAACAUACUAGGGCUGUCGGGAAGAGAGCGUUCCAAAGUGGGAAGUGUCUAUGUCUUGAGUGUGGCCAUUGA